AUGGAGCUAUCGGAUAUCUUUCGCAUUGUCAACUUGGCCGUCGGUGCCAUCACCGUUCUUGGCGGUGUCUUUGGCUUCUUUGGUGGCGGAUUGCGCGCCAUUGUCCUCAGCAUCUACAUGAUAAUCUUUGGUCUUUCCAUUGGUCUCCUUGAGUUCCAGAUCCCUCCCCAGGUCUCUCGUUACGCCAACUUUCUUUUCUCCUUUGUCGGCCGUGGUGUUUUCUACGUCUUUCUUGGCUGCCUCCUCCUUGGCACAAAGAUCAUCAGCAACAUCGCCGGUGGUGUUGUUGGUGUCAUCGGUAUCGCCUACAUUGCUCUCGAGUUUGUGCCCUCCAUCGAGCCCCCUGCCAACAUGCGUGAGGCCGACGCCUCUGGCUGGGGCGCCGAGCAGGUUUAG
Messenger RNA from Beauveria bassiana ARSEF 2860, 396 nucleotides. RefSeq names its product COPI associated protein. The coding region runs from base 1 to 396 and encodes 131 amino acids. Gene Ontology annotation, cellular component: Golgi membrane. The transcript has 5 exons. NCBI's taxonomy places the organism in Eukaryota, Fungi, Ascomycota, Sordariomycetes, Hypocreales, Cordycipitaceae. The record is from RefSeq and is a predicted model, not a curated record. Gene Ontology annotation, biological process: vesicle-mediated transport.